CUGUCUGUCCGUCCUGGCCGGGGCCUGCGCCCGGCCUGGCGGUGUCCCCGUGCCCCUCUACCCCUCAGGGGCUUCUCCUCCGCCAGCUGCCGUUGCGUGGGUUCGUGUAUGUGCGACCGCAUCUCCAGCCCUAUGAGGUAAUCCCAGAAGAUCUUUCUUUGCCAAACCCAGGGGCUGAUGCAUCCUCUUCCCUGCUCCAGUGCCAGACUCCUGCAUUCCAGGAUCCUUUUCCCACUGAUGGGAAUGAGGGUUUCUCCUCCCCAUACUCUCUUGGCCUCGCUUGCUGCAGGUGUUUAUCUCCAGUGGAGAGAGCCAGUAACAGGAGAGGUGUCCUGCUGGCAGUCAGUGGCUGAGCAGCGUGCUGCCCACUAUGGCUGGUUGGUUUAGGCGGCUCCUGCACAAACCCAAGCCCAGCUCAGUGGAAAGCCUCAAGUCCAGCCACUCUGCUUCAUCCUCGCCUUCCUCCUCCUCAUCAUCCUCUGCCAAGAGCUCCAGCUCUUCUCCUGGCACGAGCCUGGCCACCAGCUCCAUCUCCCUGUCGCCUGUGUCAGUAGUGGACAUCAGCGCCUCGGACAGUCCCCGGUGGGACAAGAGCUACGACGUCUGCAUCUGCCACAGCGAGGGGGACGUGGAGCUGGUGUUGGAGCUGGUGUCCUACCUGGAGGGCCAACCCGAGAGCUUCCGUUGCUUCCUCCAGCUGCGGGAUGCGGUGGUGGGAAGCGCGGUGGUGACAGAGCUGUGUGACGCCGUGCAGAACAGCCACUGCUGGGUCAUGCUCAUAACCCCCGGCUUCCUGCAGGACCCCUGGUGCAGGUACCAGAUGCACCAGGCCUUGGCUGAGGCUCCCAUGGCCAACGGACGCACCAUCCCCGUGCUGAAGGACGUGGAUCGCAAGGAUUAUCCCAGGGAGCUGCGGAACAUCUACUACAUCUACAUGGCGCUGAAGGAGAAGAGCUUCAGGCAGAUCAGAGACACUGUCAUGCACUACCUCCAGGAACUGUGCCGGAACUCCACAAAAAGCAUGGAGUAGUGCUGGGAGCAGGCAGAUGCAUCCCCCUGGGCAUCAUGGAGCUGUCGCCGUUGGAUCUGGGUGUUGGCAUGUCCCAUUGGACCUUGAGGUCAAACCUGAGCUGCUCAGACCACACCUGGGACCAAGGAUAGGGAGUUCUCCACAUCCAUGAUGGACAGCAGACCAGAGCCCAGCACGUCCCGGUGGCCAAAAUCUCCUCAGCAGGGACAGGGCAUCUGUCACACAAACACUAAGCUCUGGUAUCGGGUGGUUCUCAGGGUCAUGAGAGCUCUUUACUGUGCUGGGCAUUCUCUGUCCUGAGGGCUACGGGACCCCUACUAAGCUGACAAGGUGCCUGCUGGGCUGCGGGCAGGACAAGAUGAGGCAGGCAGUGACGUUGCACGGAAUCGUUGCGACUACGAAAAUGCAGAAGUUUUAAAUGUUGA
Molecule: messenger RNA, 1455 nt
Organism: Vidua macroura (Pin-tailed whydah)
Lineage: Eukaryota; Metazoa; Chordata; Aves; Passeriformes; Viduidae
Gene: TIRAP
Product: TIR domain containing adaptor protein
Exons: 6
Coding region: 371-1030 (219 amino acids)
Biological process (GO): signal transduction
Source: RefSeq, a predicted model, not a curated record